UGUCAGUGUCACGUUACAUUUUAUGCCGCAAAACCACAAAUUGCAAGUGCAAAACCAUUUUACAUUAUUCCUUUUGCUUCCGAGUAGAAUCAUGUAUUCAAUGAAUUACUGACAGAAACUGUGCUCUUAAUGAAUGGACUGAUGAAUUAAAGUUUUGACGCGGUUUGCUAAUUACACGAAAAUAGGUUAUUUUAGUUUAUUGGUAAAAUGACCGCACCGGGCUUUAAUGAUUGUACAAAUUAUGGAUCGGUUCGGAAUCAUCCAGGCCACGAGUACACGGUGCGACAGGCUUAUGAAGACGGUGGUAUAAAAGCUGGUGCAGUUCGUGCAGCACGUUUAGCCUAUGGCAUACUAUCACGACGUAAAGCAGCAGAGGAGGGUGUAGCGAGGCUCGCUCGAGUUCUAUCAGCAUUAGACUUGACAGCCUUGGGAGUAGGAAGUACAUUGGGUGUAGGGGUGUAUGUGUUAGCUGGAGACGUGGCUAAGAAUUAUGCGGGUCCAGCUGUGAUACUGUCGUUUCUUUUGGCUGCGGUUGCUAGUGUGUUUGCUGGUCUUUGCUAUGCGGAGUUCGGUGCUCGCGUGCCUAAAGCCGGCUCUGCGUACGUCUACAGUUAUGUAUGCGUUGGAGAGUUCAUGGCUUUCAUCAUCGGAUGGAAUCUUAUACUGGAGUAUAUAAUAGGUGCAGCGUCUGUGGUGAAAGCUUUAAGUGAAUAUUUAGAUUCUCUUCUGAACAAAGCGAUGUCCACACAUCUGGAAGCGGUACUGCCACUGAAUACGCCACAUCUAGCUAGAUAUCCCGAUUUCUUUGCGUUUGCGGUCAUCAUGGCGUUUUCAGUUGCUCUAGCGUUUGGUGUAAAAGAGUCGACGAAGUUCAAUAACUUUUGUACGGGUGUCAAUCUGUGUGUUGUCCUGUUCGUCAUUAUAUCCGGAUCUUUCAAAGCGGACACAAAGAACUGGCGUAUUCCUUCCUCUGAAGUGCCAAAGACCGAGACCAAAGACUUCGGUAGCGGGGGCUUCGCCCCGUACGGUCUUGCUGGCAUUAUAAAGGGAGCUGCAGUCUGCUUCUAUGGAUUUAUUGGUUUCGAUUGUGUAGCGACAGCUGGAGAGGAAGCUCGUCGUCCUCAGAAGACCAUUCCCUUUGCUGUGGUCGCCUCUCUACUGAUCGUGUUCCUCGCAUACUGCGGCGUCUCCUCCGUGCUCACCCUCAUGAUGCCGUAUUACAUGCAGGAUGAAAAAGCCCCUUUCCCGUUCGUGUAUGACCAGCUGGGUUGGCCGUGGGCGAAGUAUGCAGUCAGCGUAGGCGCAAUUUGCGCUUUAUGUUCAAGUUUGCUAGGCGCGGUGUUCCCCCUGCCGCGUAUAAUCUACGCGAUGGCGUCAGACGGGCUGCUGUUCAAGUUCAUGGGGGCGGUCAGCGAGCGCUUCCAGACACCGCUCGUCGGCACCAUCAUUGCUGGACUCUUCACUGGUACGCUGGCGAUGAUAUUCGAGCUGGAGCAGCUGAUCCACAUGAUGUCUAUUGGCACACUACUUGCUUACUCUAUGGUCGCCUCCUGCGUCUUGUUGCUCAGAUACGAGAGAAGUCAGUCAGGUCAGAGAGGGGCGGAGGCGGUGGAGGUGGAGGUGAGCGUGCGGGGCGUGCUGCGGCAGCUGGUGAACGCGGAGCAGCACGCCGCGCCCACUGCACUCAGCACCGCACUCGUCUCUACACUGGUCGCAUUCUAUGGUGUGUGGUGCCUGGUGACGAUGUUGGUGGUGAACCGCGCCGGUGCGGGCGUGCUGGCGGGGGAGCUGGGUCCAGUGUGCGCGCUGGUUUGCGGCGCCGCGCUGCUGCUGGCCACACUCUACUGUAUCUCGCGACAACCUGUCUCGGAGAAGAAGCUGGCUUUCUCAGUGCCGCUGGUACCCUGGCUGCCGGGCAUCAGUAUCCUCAUCAAUGUCUACCUAAUGCUGAACCUGGACUAUGCCACCUGGAUACGCUUUGCUGUCUGGAUUACAGCUGGUUUGAUUAUCUACGUAACAUAUGGAGCAUGGCACAGUUCUGAACGUCGCAAGACAUUGGAUUCUGUGCAACUGGCAGACUUGCACAAUGACAGCAGGACUGAGCUGCUGCAGAGGGGCGGCUUGCACGCGCUCGGCUGACACGAGGUGAGAGACGGCGAGUGCGCACAACAUGGCGACUGUCGUAGUGCGUGCGAUGACGUCAUCAGUCCAAGCGAGACAAUGCUCUCCUUCGUAUCGAGCAUUUGAAGUAUGCAACUUCAAAUUCAACUUUUCAAAUUUGAAUUCUAAAUAUGAAAUAUACAAUUCGAAUUUAAAAAGUUGAAUUCUAAAUUUGA
Molecule: messenger RNA, 2336 nt
Organism: Papilio xuthus (Asian swallowtail)
Lineage: Eukaryota; Metazoa; Arthropoda; Insecta; Lepidoptera; Papilionidae
Product: cationic amino acid transporter 2
Exons: 15
Coding region: 208-2139 (643 amino acids)
Biological process (GO): L-ornithine transmembrane transport; L-arginine import across plasma membrane
Cellular component (GO): plasma membrane
Molecular function (GO): L-lysine transmembrane transporter activity; L-ornithine transmembrane transporter activity; L-arginine transmembrane transporter activity
Source: RefSeq, a predicted model, not a curated record